AUGAUGUUCUUUCCCAGAAUAAAGUCAAACACAUCUCUGCUCCUUAUCUUGGAGUUCUGCGGCGCCCUUGUGCGUGGAGCCAUUGCCCACACUUUCUCUGAAAGAGGCAUUUCGAGCCGAUCCCAAGGGUUUUUGUCUUCGUGUGUCGACUGGGGCGUGCUGACGAACGAGAAGGAGGAGAAGUACAAGUUGGCCGCUUACUGCCGAACAACAUCCGGCGUCUGGCAUUGGUCGAUUUUGGAUAUGCGAAACUGUCUUGUUAAUAAUCAUGGUGCUCUCGCUGCGCAAGACAAUGGACAGUUCUCUAGCACGUGCGGCUCCUGUUUGACUGAUAAUUCUACGUCGUCAUGGGCAAAUUAUGCGUGCAGCUGUGAGAUAUCUCCUGGGGAGGGACGUCACACUGCACAUGGCAUUGAUCUUAAUAAAGUUGUCGGAAACGACGACGGAAAGCUGUAUUGCGGCAUUAACAAAAAGUUUUACGGCGACUUCUUGAAUGUGGAUCAAGUAACUUGGUCAGGGCUUGACAUUGCCAUUAAGGACUCAUCCAGCAACAAGCAAUAG
Messenger RNA from Colletotrichum truncatum, 561 nucleotides. RefSeq lists its product as uncharacterized. NCBI's taxonomy places the organism in Eukaryota, Fungi, Ascomycota, Sordariomycetes, Glomerellales, Glomerellaceae. The record is from RefSeq and is a predicted model, not a curated record.